This is a messenger RNA of Hevea brasiliensis (rubber tree), 2164 nucleotides long. Its product is annotated as oxalate--CoA ligase. Gene Ontology annotation, molecular function: medium-chain fatty acid-CoA ligase activity. Lineage: Eukaryota; Viridiplantae; Streptophyta; Magnoliopsida; Malpighiales; Euphorbiaceae. The record is from RefSeq and is a predicted model, not a curated record. The transcript has 4 exons. The coding region runs from base 231 to 1802 and encodes 523 amino acids. Gene Ontology annotation, biological process: fatty acid metabolic process.
ACUAGUUACACAGUAAAAACAAUGAGCUGGAAUGCACGAAAUAAAAUCUACCUCAGUACCGACAUUUUUACUUCUUUGCCACGUGGGACACUUUCCCCGAGUGCAACCUUCACCAAAAACAUCGCCUACAAAACGAUCUUGAUAUAUAAAAAACGGGAUCGCGUUCGGCUUUUCCAUAUCUGAUAUUCACCGUAAUCAUCUCUUCUUAUCUUCUUGUUCCAGAGAACAACAUGGAUAGUUUUAUGAUCACUGGGUUAUUGAAACGCAUCGCCGGAGACUUCCCUCACAGAAUAGCAGUCUCAGUUUCGGGCAAGUUUGAUUUGACGCACUCUCGCCUUCAUGAACUGGUUGAAAAAGCCGCUUCUCGUCUGGUUGCUGCGGGUAUUAAGCCAGGAGAUGUUGUUGCGCUAACUUUCCCUAAUACUAUCGAGUUUGUAAUUAUGUUUUUGGCCGUAAUCCGAGCCCGAGCUACGGCGGCACCACUUAAUUCCGUCUACACCAUGGAGGAAUUUGAGUUCUACCUGUCGGACUCAGAGUCAAAGCUCUUACUGACCCUACAGGAAGGGAACAGCUCCGCUCAAGCUGCGGCUUCCAAGCUCAACAUUCGUCAUGCCACAGUUGCACUGCCCGGAGCCGAUUCUGGAUUGGUACUCUCACUUCCGGACCCGAAGUCAGACGUUAUGUCUCUCGCUCAGCUUGCCAACGAGCCAUCCGACGUCGCACUCUUCCUUCACACCUCCGGCACUACCAGCAGACCCAAAGGGGUGCCAUUGACACAACUCAAUUUGGCGUCUUCUGUGCGAAACAUAAAGGCAGUAUAUAAACUCAUCGAAUCAGACUCCACCGUCAUAGUCCUUCCCUUGUUUCACGUUCAUGGAUUGGUGGCCGGAUUAUUGAGUUCUCUUGGAGCCGGAGCCGCCGUAGCUCUCCCAGCCGCUGGCCGAUUCUCAGCAUCAACGUUUUGGAAAGACAUGCUCAAAUACAAGGCUACGUGGUACACGGCAGUCCCCACCAUCCAUCAAAUUAUACUGGAUCGACACUUUAGCAAUCCAGAAUCUGUUUACCCUAAGCUCAGGUUCAUCCGGAGCUGUAGCGCGUCCCUCGCUCCGUCUAUAUUGGCUAGGUUAGAGGAGACUUUUGGUGCGCCGGUGUUGGAGGCAUAUGCAAUGACCGAGGCAACCCAUUUAAUGUCAUCGAACCCGUUACCGGAAGAUGGCCCGCAUAAGCCCGGGUCGGUGGGGAAACCCGUCGGUCAAGAAAUGGCGAUAUUGGAUGAAAAUGGCGUGGCUCAAGAGGCAAAUGCAACUGGAGAGGUUUGCAUAAGGGGUCCAAACGUCACUAAGGGGUACAAGAAUAACCCUGAGGCCAACAAGGUGGCAUUUCAAUUCGGGUGGUUUCAUACUGGAGAUGUGGGUUAUCUUGAUUCGGAUGGUUACUUGCAUCUGGUCGGUAGGAUUAAGGAGCUUAUUAACCGUGGAGGGGAAAAAAUAUCACCAAUUGAAGUGGAUGCAGUUCUUCUAUCUCAUCCAAACAUCACUCAGGCGGUUGCUUUUGGAGUUCCCGAUGACAAAUACGGUGAAGAGAUAAAUUGUGCAAUAAUUCCUAGAGAGGGAUCAAACAUUGACGAGGCAGAGGUGCUGAGGUAUUGCAAGAAAAAUCUGGCAGCUUUCAAGGUCCCCAAGAAGGUUUUCAUCACGGACUCUCUACCGAAGACAGCCAGUGGAAAAAUCCAACGACGAAUUGUAGCCGAGCAUUUCCUUGCUCAAAUUUCAACUGCUAAAGUCCCCAAGUUUGGAGCUUAAAGCCAACUGCGAUUCAUCUGCUCUUAUAAUUAAAAGGUGUGACAAAAAUCCAAAUAUUUUCAGGCGAAAGCAUUAUAUAUAGCAGAUAUGAGUUUUAAUUGGUACGGAAAGGAAAUUGACGUUUCCUUCUUGGUCUGUGUAGUCUAAUGAUUUAUGUACAAUAUCUUUUUAUUUAUCAUUUCAAAAUAAGAAAAUGAAUAUAGAUUAAGCAUAAAAGAAUGAGAAAGGAUCUUUGAAGGGGCAAACUCUGAUAUGCAAUCCGAAUAACUGAAAGAUGAAUCACAGUUUUAUUGGUGGAAUUACUCUGAUGGUAAAGUUCAUUCUCAAAUUUAUGAAUGAUAAUAAUGCAGAAUUUUAGAGGA